GGUAUGCUGCUCAUAUAAAAAGUUUGCACUACUUAUUUCUGUUCAUUUUAACACCGGUUAAUCAACAUGAAGUGGCUCAAUUUUUCAGUGCAAUUAAUUUUUUGUCUGCCCAGUUUUUUGGCUACAUUUAAUCCUUAUAGAAGAAAUGUGGAGUUGCUUAAUCACGAACCAGUAUUAGGAAUAUGUUCAAAAAACGAGUUGGCUUCUGUCGAGGAACUUUGGUUGGACCAGAAAGUGGAUCAUUUCGAUAAGAACAACAAUAGAACCUGGAAAAUGCGUUAUUAUCGUAACGCCAAGCAUUUCAAGCCCCAAGGACCCAUUUACAUAUUCGUGGGAGGUGAAUGGACCAUCAGUCCAGGAUUAUUAAGCACUGGAUUAACCCACGACAUGGCAGUGGAAAACUCGGGAAUGCUUUUCUACACCGAGCACCGCUACUAUGGACUGAGUUUACCUUUUGGCCAUGAGAGUUACCAAUUGAAUAACCUUAAGCAACUGAGUCUUCAUCAAUCAUUGGCUGACUUGGCUCACUUCAUACGCCACCAAAAGUCUAAUGGCCCCGAAAUGGAGGACUCCAAAGUUAUUUUGGUUGGCGGCUCUUAUUCGGGCAGCUUGGUGACCUGGAUGACUCAACUGUAUCCGGAUUUAAUAGCUGCCAGCUGGGCCUCCAGUGCACCAUUAUUGGCGAAAGCGGAUUUUUUUGAAUACAUGGAAGUAGUCGGCAAAUCAAUACAAUUGAGCUAUGGCAAAAACUGCUCUUUGCGUAUCGAAAAGGGUUUCAAAUUCUUGGCAAAGCUAUUUGAUGGCGAUGAAAUUCAGGAGCUGCUCUAUAAUCUUAAUGGCUGCGAGGGUUAUAGUCCCAAGAAUCCUUUGGAUAGGGCAGCUUUCUUCAAUGGACUGGGAAACUAUUUUGCUUUAGUGGUGCAAAGUUAUAGUGCUUAUAUACCCCGGCUUUGUGAGACUUUGAUGAGCCUAGAUUCCAGUGAUGAGCUGGCAUUCAUAGAAUUCUUAAAACUACUCUAUUCGGAAGGAAGGCGCUCCAGUGAUUGCCAGGACUUUGGCUACUCAUCCAUGCUAGAACUUUUCACCGAGGAUUCAGUUCAAAGUUCGGAAACUCGCGCCUGGUUUUAUCAAACCUGCAAUGAGUUUGGCUGGUACACAACUACAAAAUCCAAAUCAUCUGCGUCCCAAGCCUUUGCCAAUCAGGUGCCCCUGGGCUACUUCGAACAACUUUGCCAGGAUGCGUUUGGAGCGGAACAGACUGCCCAGCAAUUGGCCCAGGGCGUUGAGCAGACGAAUAGCAAAUUCGACGGAUUCGGGUUCAAUCAGAGCGAGCGUUAUGCUCAGGUAAUCUUCACGCAUGGCGAACUGGAUCCGUGGAGUGCUCUGGGCCAGCAAAAGGGCGACCAGGCUAUAGUCCUGACGGGCUACUCGCACGUCGAGGAUUUGGCCAGCAUCCGGGUGACGGACAGCGUGCAGAUGAAUCUGGCCAAGCUGCGUGUUAUGUCCUUUCUGCGACGCCACAUAUGA
Messenger RNA from Drosophila sechellia, 1527 nucleotides. Its product is annotated as putative serine protease K12H4.7. Gene Ontology annotation, molecular function: serine-type exopeptidase activity; dipeptidyl-peptidase activity. The record is from RefSeq and is a predicted model, not a curated record. Lineage: Eukaryota; Metazoa; Arthropoda; Insecta; Diptera; Drosophilidae. The coding region runs from base 67 to 1527 and encodes 486 amino acids. The transcript has 7 exons. Gene Ontology annotation, biological process: proteolysis.